UCCCCCCGCGCCUGUCUCAUGCGAGCAGCGGCUCCAGGGGGGCUCCGCGCCCCGCCGGGGGCUCUGCUGGUAGCUGGCUACUUUGUGCGAGUGCUGCUGCUGCUCCCAGCCCGGGCCUCCCCGGCAGCAGACCCCCCUCGCCUCGGGCAGCAUCCGCCCCAGUGCAAAGACUUGCCCGCGAGCCGCCCGAUGCACGGAGAUCCCCCUCCUCUCGGGGCCGGGCACGAGGUCUCGGUGGCCCUUGCCGCUGGCUCGCGGUUUCCUUCCCCCGAGGAGUCACCCCGCGGCCGGGCUCCCCGCCUCCAGAGCGGCGGAUGGUGCAGCCAGACGGCAGCCCAGGUUGUUACAGAUAAGCAGCGGAUUCAAAAAAAGAGAGACUGCUUUGGUAUGACAGCUGUAGAAUUACUGGGAACAGGAUUAAAGGGAACAAAUGAAGACCAUAAUCUGCUUUUGACUUCCGCAGCACCAGAUGUUCAUGGGAUCCAUUCACUGUUUGCCUUGAUCCCCUCAUGGACAAAGAAGAUUUUGUUCAAACGAGAGUCUACUAUUAGCCAGCAGCUGCCAGAAGAUGUGCCAAGAAUUUCAGUGUCUUCUGGGUAUGGGAUAACUCUUCAGAAAUGUGCAGUGGUGGCUACUCAACAUGAUCUCCAAACUGCAUAUGUAAGACUUCUGAUAAAUAAUACCAACACACCAUCUGCAUCCAAUGUCACAGAUCUCAUUCUGCUGGACAAUAUUACUGGCCUCCAUGUUCAAGGAACCAGUGGUAAUAAGACUACAGAUGGGUUCCAGAUAUAUAGGAGAGGAUUCCUGCAAGUUGGAGAAUACUACUCAAUCAACUACAUUGCAUUUCUUGAUGCAAAAGAAACCUGGGAUGGCAGAGCCUUGACACUGCCUGCUAAAUUGACCUUCAACAGUUCAUCACUGAACAAAACACAGCAUAGUUUGACUGCAUCAUUCACCAUAACAGCAGAGGAAAAGACUAAGAUUUUGUACAGCCAUGGCAUCCAUGCUUCAGGAUUCUUCGUUGCUUUUGUUAUUUCUCUUGUAUUAACAUGCGUUGCGUUUUUUGCUGUUUACCAAACUAGAAGAUUAAAAUGGAGUUUCCUUAAUAAAAACCAGGAGAUACGAUAUGAUCUUACUCUAGAUCACAAACUGGAGUAUUCACAGUUUAAUUCAGGAGAUCCGUUUAAUGAAGAUAUCAUUAUGAAUGACCAAAUCAUUGAGAUACUGGCCUUUGAAGACUCCAAGAACAUGCUUCAAGCUUUAGAAGACUUGAAGGUAGCAAACCUGACCCGUGCAGAUGCUGAUCUGGAAGCAUAUCGAAUGCAGAUGUGUAAAGAGGUGAUUGCCAUGUUGAUGAAGAACAUGGUUUUCAGACACAAUCUCUCUCCUAAUGUGGAGAAAAGGAUGGGUUCAAUUCUCAAAAAGCAGUUUUUUGCAAUGGAGAAUGAAGUUCAGGAGGAGUAUACAAGGAAGAUGGUGGCUUUAACUGCCGAAUGUAAUCUAGAGACUAGGAAGGAAAUGGAGGUUCAGCACCAACGAGAGAGAGCUGCAAAUGAUGAGGCUGAAGAAUUAAUCAAGCGAUUGAAUGAGAAGGUAAAUCAGUCUGCUAUAGAAUACAGGUGUCUUCUGGAAAAAAUUCACAAACUUGAGCAGAACCACAUGAAGAGGUUCCUUUUGGUGAGACAGGAGGAGUACUUUGCAAAAGCUUAUCGACAGCUGGCUAUUUUCCAGAGAACAGAGCUCCAUAAUGUCUUUUUUACUCAGAUAAAAAAUGCCAUUUUCAAGGGAGAAUUGAAGUUAGAAGCAGCCAAAGCACUAGUGCAGGAUUACUCUAAAAUACAGGAGGACAUUGAAGAGCUAAUGGAUUUUUUGCAGGCUAAUAAGAAGUAUCAUCUGAGUAAAAGAUUUGCGUACAGAGAGUACCUAAUAAAUAAUAUACAUUUAUGGGAUUCCCAAGCCUCUUCUCUCUUGAACACAGCAGCAAGCCAGAUAACAAGUCUCAUUAACAAGACGGAAAGAGCUGGUCAUUUGUCUGAAAAUCAUUUGGGAACACUUCUUGACCAAGCUCAGGCAGAAGUUCAUUCUGUUAAACAGAAGUUGGAUCAUAAUUUAAAACAGGAAAAGCAAAGGCUUCACCAGAAACUCGUUACUAAGAGAAGACGAGAAAUGUUGCAAAAGCAGAAAGAACAAAGAAAGGAGCAGAUGUCGAUAGGAGACACUUUCAAAACCACUAAAGAGGUUAGCCACUACUUGAGCCACUGGCAAAAGCUUCUGACUGAUCAUGCUGUUGAAUUUGAAGAGCUUAUUGAAAAGCUUGAUAAUGAUGCCAGCGAAGAAAUAAAAGUGCUUAGAUUUACUUUGACAGAGAAAGCUAUUGAUGAACUUAAACGCAUUCAGUAUGGAGUAAUCACUCAAGAACUGUUAAAACUGAGUGUGCCAAAGCCAUUCCUGCAACAAAUUGUUGAGGAGCAUAAAAAGGAAAUUGCUAUUCAGACUGAACAGCUUGAAAAAGAAGAACAUGACAAAAAUAUGGCCACUCGAGAAUGGCUUGAGAAUACCAGGCAAAAACUGAGCCAAGAGCUGGAACACAGAAUUGCAGAACAAAAAAAAUUAAGGAGUUGGGAACAGUUAGUGUUCAAGAGACUUUUAAGUCUGCCUCUUUCAUUAUCUGAAGAGGAAUUGCUUAGAAUGAGACAAGAGUUCCAUUGCUGCUAUUCUCAGAUGGACAAUAACUUAGCUUUGCCCAAGAUUCGGAGAAGAGCUUUGCUUCAGGCGUAUCAGUCGGCGUGGAGGGAAGCGGAGCUGCUGAAAGUGGAUCAGAACUCAGCAGUAUCCGACAAACAGUCCAAGAUCAAAAAACAACGAUCCAAGAAUAGAAAUAAGAUAGAUGUUCUGAAAAAAUCUUUGGAGGAUAAAAUUCGCAUCUAUGACGAACCGAUUACAGAUGAAAAUUUGAACAAGGUCCAUAAUGAGUUGCUGCUUGAAAAGGAGCAUCAGUUGCAUUCUCGGGAGAAUAAACUUGGAGAGUCCAUUGCUGCUUUACAGUUCCAAAAGACUGAUAAGAAGUCCAAAACAUUGGAGAUUUACACCGCUAUCAUAAGUGUACAAGCUUUGCUUCUGGAAGAAUUGAGCACAUCAAAAAUACUAUCAGAAUCAGAGUGUACCCACAUUUUAGAGGCACAUAAUCCUGAGAUUGAAGAACUUGACAGAAAGUUGGAAUAUGAAAUGUUACAUAAGGAGACGGCUCAGCAGCAGCACCUAUUGAAUAGGCAGAGAUGGACUCCAGAUGGAUUGGGACUUUCAGAUGAAGUUGUGGAAAUUAAUGCAGAGAGACAGGUGUCUGCUCUGCUGUGUCAGGCAUUGAAUAAGUGUAAGCAAUUGGUAAAUCUGCAUCGGCAAAGCUUACAAGAAGAGCAAUGGAAUGAUGUGGUGCUUGAAGAUCUUCUGGAGAAUAUAGAAAUGGAUACAUUUUUGGCACUUUACAGCCAGGAGCUCCGAUUGGCAGCUUAUUUAACCAAACUGACAAUGGUACCGGUGGGGAUGUUGCACAGACUGCUGAACUUACUGCUGCCUUCAAGUUCACAGACUGAGCUUCUUUCUGUUCUGGAUUCAAUCAGUGACAAAUAUUCAGACAGUGUUAUUGAAAGUGACAUAAAUGUGGAGGAAGCUGACAGCUGUAGAAAGAGGAAGCACCAAGGGUCAUGGCAAGUGUUAGAGAGCAAAGUAAGGCAGGAUCUGAUAAGCAAAGGCUUGGAGAAGAUGCAUUCUGCAAACAGGAGUAAAGAAAGCCUGCUAAAGAAGAAGCAACUUGCACUCCUGGAAAGAACAUCGUUCUCUCCUCUCGGAUGUUUGUCUAGACACCCUCCUGUGGAACCUGCUGGCCAGCCUGAUUCAUUGAACACUGCUGCUGCAGAAGCCAUUGAGUUAUUAGACACGGGGGAGAAGAUAUUUCUGUUCCGUGAUCAAAGGGAUCCCAUACUUGCUUUGCAUAGUUCUCCAAGAAAAAAGAAAAAGAACUUCCUAAAUUCCAAGAAGGCUGCACUGGCAAACAUGGGCUAAUGAGGGAGAUAGCCAUUCAGUGCAUCAAUUAGUGAGAGGAAGUUUAUUUCCAAAUAAGGAUCAUGAAAAAGGAGAAAAUCAUCUGAGUCAUUGUUAAAAAACAAUUUUUGUAUAAGUUGCAAUAGUUUGAUUUUUGCAUUGUAAAUAGUUUUUAUUCUUACAACUGGAUUUUGCACUCGUCACCCAGCAGUGCACAAUCUAUAUCUAUUAACUAUUGUUUUAGUGCACACAGGAGCAGUAAGUGAAUUUGUGUCAUAAUCUGUGAUAUACAUUACAUAACUGAGGGCAGGAUGUAGUGCUCAAAUAAUUCAUUGUAUGAGUUUUGUAUUCUCAGCGUAUGCGCAGUGUGCCUAGCCAUUUGAUAGCAUCGUCUUCAGCCAGGUGAAGAGCUGGUAGCUAGCCGUCAGCGGGCACUUGUCAAGGAUAUGCAACAUAGUCUGAAGUUGUCCGCAUCUACAUUGUGGGCCAUUAGAGAAACCCCAUUUGAAGAGAUUGGCCACACAAUUGCCCUGUCCUGUUUGAAACUGGUUCAGGGAAGCCCACACAUGCUUUGGCAGGUCAGAUGGUUGGGGCAGUGAUGAGAAAGUGAUUAAUGACUAUCACCACUGACCACUCAUUACGCUAAGCAGAUUCCACCGUCAUGUCCUGUGGUGGUAUAAGUGACCAUAAAGAGUAUCUAGAAGACAGGUGAAGUUAGCAGGUGGUUGAAGAGGUCUGAGUAAAGAGGCAAAUCACAUUUCUCACGGAUCUUGGCCAGGAGCAUGAUGGAGACCCCCUCGUGGCGAAUAUGGGGCGGAGCUAUGUUACUAAGUAUUGGCUGCCAUGGCAACGGAGUUGCACAUAACAUCCCAGUAACCGUGCAUAGCUUUGUUAAGCUCUACAUCAACCAGCCUCGUGUGAGAUGAGCAACAGCAGACAGGAGCACAGUACUCUGCUGUUGAAUACUGAUUUCUGUUUGGUAUAUUUUUAUUAUUGUUUAUAUGUGAUGGUAACUUAUAUAAAAUCAACCCCUGAUUAAUUAUUGCAGGAUACAGUACUAAAUAGAGAUAAGGAUAAGGAAAAACUGUAUACCAGAUAACUGUGGUAAUUAUUAAUAAAUAGUUUGUUAAUAACCACUAUAAAUUGGGUUUUAUUUUUGCAAACUGCUUCCUAAAAUUACAGCUAGUGAACUAGAUCCUCCAAACACUUAUGCAUGUGCUUAAUUUUGCUCACCAGAGUAGUUACAUUGGCUUCAGUUUUUCACCAGCUUCCCCAAACUUGACUGAGUUUGGCUCAGGCAUAAAGGUUCGCGGAUUCUGACCCAAUCUUUGUACUAGUGGAGCAACAAUAUUGUAUCUGCUCACAGACAAAGGGGGAAAAUGGGAAUUAUAUUGUUUUCCUAAGGCAUUCGUGAUCACAGUGUUACCAACCAUAACGGCAUCAACCUCUCAUGAGUGCCCCCUUUCUCUGGCCAAUGUACUUGCAAUCACAAUUCUUUUUCACGGGGAAGCACUCACCUCUUGUGAUGGCUCCCUUUGGUUAGUUGGGUGUGAGCCUGCUUUUGUUUUUUGGUCUUACAUCAGGAUGGCACCCACCUCUAGCAAGCACCCUGGCCCCCCCAGCUGAUCUUUCAGUGGGCCUUCAGCAGCUCAGCCCUCCGGCCGAGCCUCACAAACUGUCCCCCCCUUCUGGGGUAUACAGUCCCAGGUUCUUAUCGCAGCCCUGGUAUGGGGCCGUAGCCCUUAGGCUUCCUCUCAGAGGCACUGCCUUCUUCGACCGUCCAGCCCGGGGCCCAUCUCAGUACCCUCGGCUAGUGUCCUUUCAGCAGCCCUCCCUGGUCUCAGUCUGCAACCAGACCAGCAGGCCCAUCUCGGUACCCUCAUUUGGUCUGGCCAGGUUCUGUGCUCAGUCCCCCAGGCUCAGCCUGCCCACACUGACCUUUUCAUGGUCCUGCUGCUGUUGUAUUCAGUUAGCCAGGCACCCAGUCUUUGGCAGGCUUCCCUGGGCUCCAUUCUGUCUGGUGAGCCCUCUGCAGUGAGCUGUCCCCGGUUAAUCUAGCCAGCCAGGUACCUGAUCAUCCCUCUUCAAGUUCCACACAGCAACUGAAGGCUCUGCUCUGCUGCUUGCCUUUUAUCUGGCCCUUCUGGCCCCUUAUUGGUUGUUCCAGCAGCCCCUCUGAUUGGCCGCUCCUCCGCUUCCACUCUAGGCUGCCUGGAGGACUUCUCGCUGCACUAUUCUGGAGCAGGGUGACACAGGGCUGUGAGGCCUCGAGCCAGGGGGGCCUCUGGACCUAGUCCACCCUGCCACACCAACUCUCAUAAUUGUAGAUGUUUUCUGAAAGCUCUAGCUCCUGAAUUCAUGUGAAACCAUAAGAAUCUGCUCAUUAUUUAAAAAAUAAGUUUUUAACCCUCAUAACUGAGGGGGAAGGGGGCUUGAAAACAUGAACCAUAGAGGCACUGACACCAGAAGGCAAAUAAAAAGAACCCCAAAUUUAUUAUUUUAAAAAUCUCAUGAUGUUCAGGACAAUCAUGAUUUUUAGAGCAUAACUCAUAAUUUUUGAAAGCCCAAGUUUGGCAAUAUUAUGAUCACAUACCCUGAAGCUGUUUGUAUAUUAGUGCUGUAUAUUUUUGUAUAAACAAGAUGUCCAUUUCCUUUGGGAAAGUAAACACUAAUUGUAUUUGUUUCUAUAAUUGCUCAUAAAAUGGCAGAAUUGCAUUUAUUUUGAACCUAAGUGGAAAAGUCACUUCUCUUUAUAAAGUUAGGGACUUUAUUGUACAGUAAAGAACCAUUAACGUUUUUCAGCUACUAACACAGUUCUUGAUUGUGUGGAUUAAUUAGCAUCACAUCCUGAUAAUCCAAUAACAAUUCUCAGCCUGUUCUUUAUUAUCCUCACUGAGUCAAAAGUGAACAAGGUUGUACCAUGGUAGAAAAAGGCAUUCUCAAGUAACGAUUGGGUUUGAUACAUUCAAUUUACAUCCUUCCUCGAUAGAUUACAGCCCUAAUCCUGCUCUUAUAUGUAGCACCCAUGGGCAAUAGAGUCCAUGGAGUGAGCACAUGAUACCAGCGUGGUGGCUAGUUAUAAAAGGGAUUUAGUAUAACGAACUGAUUAAUGUGUAUAUUAUGUUUUGUGUGAGGCUUGAGUUGGGUAUUGAAAUUAAAUUACCCUUUUAUUUAUUUAGAUUUAUACAAAGUUAAAUUGUUGAAAGCCUGUUAUUGAACUGAUAAUAAAUUAUCUUAAUUUA
Molecule: messenger RNA, 7283 nt
Organism: Malaclemys terrapin pileata
Lineage: Eukaryota; Metazoa; Chordata; Testudines; Emydidae
Gene: EVC2
Product: EvC ciliary complex subunit 2
Exons: 22
Coding region: 19-4062 (1347 amino acids)
Biological process (GO): smoothened signaling pathway
Cellular component (GO): plasma membrane protein complex; ciliary membrane
Source: RefSeq, a predicted model, not a curated record